AUGAAUAUAAAACAAUCAGAGAUGAUGAAUACAAUACAUCAUUAUGGUUCUACACGUAUACAAUGUUAUCUUUGUGAUUUACCACGUUAUCCAUGGGCAAUGUUAUCAGAAUUUAGUGAAUUAGUAUGUCGUGGUUGUGUUAAUUAUGAAGGAGCUGAUAGAAUUGAAUGUGUUAUUAAUCGUGCAAAAUUAAUGAAAAUGCAUUAUUUACCACGUAUUUAUAAUCAAAAAAUUAUAAAUGAUAAAUUAGAUGAUAUACAAUUGAAUAUACCAAUCACAACAACAACAACAUCAUCAUCAUCAUCAUCAACAACAACAACAAGAACAACAAUAGAUGAACGUAAUCAUUCAAUAAAUGAUUUAAAUUUGGAACAAAGAAAAUCUCCAUUAGAUUUAAACAAAAAUUUUUUAUAUAAAACACAAAUCAAUAAAAAUUUAGAAAUAAAUCGAUUUAUUGAUUCAUCACAUUAUUUAAAUAAUAUCAAUCAAUUAAAUGAUGAAAUUCAUAAAGAUUUAAAUAUUUUAACUGGAACUAAUAAUAAUAUACUACAAACAGGAUCUGAAGUAGUAGUACCUUCAUCAACAUCAUCGACAAUCUCUCAUAAUAAUACCCAUUUAUUACAAGAUGAGAAUUUAUCAUUAAAUCGAUUAAAUGGAACCCAAAAUAUUCUAUCCAAUUAUGAUACACGUUUAAAAGAUAUUUUUAUGAAUAUUUUAAAAUAUUCAACAUUUCAAUCAUUGAUUAAUUCAAAUUCAUCAUUAUUUACGAAUAUAAAUACAAAACCAAUUUUAGUAUUAGAUGAUCCAUUACAGAAUACAAAUUCAAUAGAUGAUCAUUCUAUAAGAAAUCAAUUCAAUAAUAAUGGUAAACGAGUAAUUGUAUCACCUCAUCAUGAUGAUGUUGUUCUAUUAAAUAAUAUAAUCAAUUCUUCAUUAUUAAAUAUCAAUAAUACAACAACUAGUACAUUAAAUACUAAUGAAGUCGAUCCAUUGAAUACUGUUAAAUUAAUUAAUAAUUUUGUAUCUGAGAACUCUAUAGAUUCAAGUACAAGUACAGAACAGAAACAUAAUUUAAAUUCAGAAUUUACAUUACAAUCACCUUGGAAUCCUCGUCUUUUAACAACAUAUUUACAAAUAAUUAGUAAUCUUUUAGGAUCGAAUCCUUUAUUUACUAAUGAUAAUAAUCAAAUAUCAUUAAUAUCUAAUAAUUUGAAUAAAUUAACCGAUCAGAAUAAAAUUAACUUAACCAAUAUUUUUGAUUCAUCAGAACAAAUAAUUAAUUCAGUAAUUAAUCAUUCAUUUUUAAAUGAAAAUAUACAAAAUGGAAAAUUAUCUAAAUUUAAUUUAAAUUCAAUUAAUUCUCAUUUAUUUAUUGCACAAAAUUUAAAAUUACCUAUUUUAAUAAGAUUACGUAAUCAACCAACUAUUCAAGCUUAUUUUUUAGGACUUAAUCAUAAUACCAUUUUAAAUGAUCAUUUAAAUUUACAACAAAAUAAUUUAAUGAAUAUAAUGUUUUUUGAAUAUCCUAUUGGUUCAUCUAAUAUCUGUACUGGUUUUAAUCAAUUUAUUAAAUUGAUUAAUACAAAACUUAUUCAUGAGCAUAAUAAUGAUAUAAUGAAUAAUAUUGGAGAGAUACAAUUAGGAAUUGAUCAUUUUGAAUAUGAAAUUGCUAGAGAUAAUAUGAAUCAAAUUAUAUGGGCACCAUUUAUUGAUUUAAUUUUAUUAAUUCUUCAAUUAAUAUCUCAACCAUUAAUACAAAAACAAACAAAUACUAUAACACAACUAUUAUCUAAAGAUUUAUUAAAACAAAUUAAUAUAAAUAAUGAUACAAUAGAAGAUGAAUUGAAUUUAUCAAAGAAACGAAAAUCUUAUGAUUAUAAUUCUGAAGAGAUUGUAAGUAGUCAAUUAUGUGACAUCAAUAAUAAACAACUACGACUUUCUUCACAAUCUGAAUUCAAUGGAAUUAAAAGUAAUUGUACUAAUGAUAAUAUGAAUAGUUUAUUAGAUAAAUUAAAUGAUCCAUGUAAAAAAUGGAAACCAUUAAUACAACAUAGAAAAUCACCAAAUAAACGAAUUCUAUGUAAUUUAUGUCCACGUCAUUUAGAAGGUAGUCAUUUUGUUCAAUGUCCUGCUAAUAUAGAGCAUAGAUUUUGUUUUCAAUGUGCUAAAAUUUAUUUAGAAAAUAUGAUGAAUGAACAUAAGAAUGGUAAUAUGAAUAAUUUGAAAAAUUUAGAAAUUUAUUGCCCUAGUGGUAAAAAAUGUGUUCUACCAGGUUCUAAAUAUCCAUGGGCAUUUGUAAAUUCAGAAAUAACUGCAAUUUUAGGUAAAACACAAUUAACUACUGAUUAUUCAUCUCGUUAUGAUCAAACAUUAUCAUUAGAGAAUAAUAAUGUUUCAGAAAAACUAUCAACUCAUAAUCUGUUAACUAAUAAAAUGAAUACAAAUUGUAAUAUGAAUACAAUAAGUAAUUGUCAAGUGGAAAAUAUAACACGUAAUAGUAUAUCACAAUGUUCACUAAAUAGUCAACAAGAUAGUUCUGAAAUUUUAUCUCCUCAAAAUAUAAACUGUAAAACUCCAUCAGAAUCUUCAACUAAACUAUCAUCAAAUGAAACAUAUUUAUUAUCUAGUAAUAAAUCAAUAAAUGGAGUUAAUACACCAUUGAAUUAUAAUGACACUAUUAAUAAUAACCAGUCGAAAUUAAUGAAAUCAUUUAAAGAUAAUCAUGUAAUAUGUGGAAAGUUGCGUAAUCAAAAACAUUCUACAUCAACAUCAUUAUCAUCAUCAUUGUCUUCUUCUUCUUCUUCUUCAUCAGCAUCAUCUCCGCCACCACUAAUAAUGACAACAACAAUUAUAACUUCAACUAACUUGUCCUCAACCUUAUCUUCUUCAUCAUCAUCAUCACCAUCAUCUCUUAUCAUUAAAUCAAAUGAAGUAAGGAAUAAGCCAUCAUUGAAUACAGUACUAACAACAACAACAACAUCAGCAUCAAUGGGACAGAUUACAGAGAAUAAUACACUUAGAAGUAACAUUGAAUUGUCAUCCACUGAAAUGAAUAGUAUUUCAGAUGAUAAUGAUUAA
This is a messenger RNA of Schistosoma rodhaini, 3078 nucleotides long. NCBI's taxonomy places the organism in Eukaryota, Metazoa, Platyhelminthes, Trematoda, Strigeidida, Schistosomatidae. The record is from the annotation of a GenBank genome assembly.